GGAACAACUAACUAGUGUCCAGAGCUCUUUCUUCACGACGACGACCAACUCGAAAGACCACAACCAUGGCGAAACACCGUCUCCGAGUUCUAGCAGGCCCUUCUCUAGAACAAAUGCGGCCCAUCUCCGUGAACGACUCACACCCCCACAAGAUCAGCUCUGACCUCUUCGAAGGCGAGGUCGUCGCGAACAUCAAAGGGUUCACGAACGGAGAGGGGGAGGUCAUAGAUUCGGAGUAUUUCGAAAGGGAGGAUCGUCAAGGCGUUACAUGGAGUAUACAAGUGCAAGGCAGGUUCCUCGUUCCCUACAGCGCAGACGACAUUCUAUUCGGUAACACCUUCGACCGGCCACUCAAACUACCAUGGGGCACAGGGGCCGUUCUCCGAUUCAUGAACUACAUCGACCCAACCCUCGAACACGACCUCCAAUCACCCACCAAACCCUGGGCACUCUCACCCCUCAUCUCAACAAUGCCUCAUUUCGCCCACCACCGCGUAAGAACCGACGACGGUGAAGAGCACGAAGCAGACCGUUUCCCGCCCAAGACCUCUUUGACAGACAACACCUCCCAGCUCUACCUCGCGUGCAACGAUACCGUGUCUUCCAGUUCAGAAGGUUCCUCAGGGUCCGCGUCGCCCAGUAGUAGCUCAGGCGGGUUAUCACCUUCCCCCACCGCCUCGUCCGCGUCUCUCUCCACUCCACACAGUGUUCGAGUCGAGCCUCCGACGAGUGCCCUAAGCACAGGCACAGGCACAGCUGCUUCGGGAGCCAAUGGAAAGUUGAGGACCGGCCUCCGCAAGGCGUUCAAGUCUAAAUCUCGACGGAGACAACAGCUGCAGAACGAGAUGUCGUUUGAAUCUGCUUCGCAGCGGAGGACGUACUUUAGUUCUCCGGAGAAGAGGCAGAAAGUCGUGUUUGGUCCUCUCGACGUGAUCACGACCGAUUUUUGUUACGGCUUUAUCAACUUCAGUCCGUCGUUGUCACUGCAACUUCCGGGCGGGCUGUCGUUCGACUUGAUGAGGUACUGGGAUGGGCAGCCUGUGAGGUUUGUGUGCUGCGAGCGUAGACAACCAGACUCGCCUGAUCCAUGGGGUCGACUGUUUUGGUGUGUCUCCAUCGAGAUGGUAGAGGAGGAGGGCUCUGUGGAUGGGUCCAACGGGACAGGGCCUUCCCCGGUCGAUUCAGACAUCGAUUAGAAGAGAUGGACCAUCCGUCUCCAGGCCGUGCAGUCAGUAUGUAUGUACACAUGUCUAUAAUACCCCUAAUGAGAGACAUUGUAUGCAGUCGUGACAUUACCCGACGACGCACACACAUAA
Molecule: messenger RNA, 1316 nt
Organism: Coprinopsis cinerea okayama7#130
Lineage: Eukaryota; Fungi; Basidiomycota; Agaricomycetes; Agaricales; Psathyrellaceae
Exons: 4
Coding region: 66-1196 (376 amino acids)
Source: RefSeq, a predicted model, not a curated record